AUCCCACUUAUCCAUUCGUCAGAUCCCACCACAUCCCGCGACCUCCUCUCUCUCUCCCCAAGCAACUCCCCCUCUGUCGCCCCGCCUUGCGCCACCGGUAGCCCGAAGCGCCGCGCCGCUGGCCGCCCGUACCACGACUUGCGGCUCGGGGACUCCUCUUCCUACCUCCCCUAGCGGCUCCACCACCUACCUUCUUCCACCGCCGCCGACAGCGCCUCCAUGACUCCUCUGGCCCCCGGCCACCGCGCCUCCUCUAACCCCGGCCGGCGCUCCACCCACCGCACCCAAGCCCAUCGGCCACCGCGUGCGCCUCCUCUCAUGCCCGCCCACAACGCCUCCCAUUCCCGAACGCAUCACCCCACCAUCCCGCACUCCACCUCCGCCGUGACCUCAUGGUGCGAGCCGCCGCCCUGGAGUGCCCGAUCUCCGCCGCACCGUGGUCCCCAGGCCCCCGCCGGCCACCCAGAGCCCACCUUCUUCUUUGAAGCCCCCCCCUCAGCGCACCCUCACCAUCUUCCUCGUCGGGCUCCCACGCCCCGUGCGCCGGCCACCGUCGACUCCCUGACGACGAAGAAACGGCGGGCGAAGCUGCAUCCGGCUCCACAAGGCAUGCAGCGCGGAAGGGGUGCUCCCUGCCUUCCCACUGGCGGUGCGGUUCGGUCCACCCCUGAUGAGCAACACCCACCUCCACAUCACCGCGCCGCCAUGGAGAGUGGUGAUCACGGAUGGUGCUCGCAUAUCCUGCAGGUUCUCGUCCUCUCUUGGCUGUCGCGGCGCACGAGUGCAACCAGGCCAACGGCGGCGACCUUCUGCCUUCCUCCUCCUCUUGCUCGAGCCCAAUUGGGUCAACGGCAGUGCAGCCGGAUCCAGCGAGCAGUGCACAUCACACCCUCCUGUGGUUUGUUCACGACCACCAUGGCCCUCCCCUCCCCUGCACAGGCCAUGGCUCGCUGCGAUGUGCCACCGUGCUGGGCGUGCCAUGCGGUUCAGCAGUACCUGAAUCCCCUCGGGUGCUCUGAAUUCAUGCGGGUGAUUCAUCGCGGCAGUAACACGACCAAAACAAGAAGCGCGGGGAGAGGUCAGGCAGCUGAUCUUCUUCAUUCCCCAACAAAAAAAUCGGCGAGGUGGUUCAUAGUUUCUGUGCGGUUUUCUUGUGCGCUUUGUGCGGUAAGCUAGCAUCCUGUAGUUAGUUCAGGAAUCUGCAGUGCGUGGGUGCCACCGGAUGGGGGGACGAGGUGCUAUCCAUGGCACGCUGGAGUUUUUUUGUGUGUUCGUUGCAGAAAACCUUUUUUACUUUUAUUGGGGGAGAAUCAAAGUGCAGUGUGGUUCACUAUUUGCUGCCCUUGUGGUUCGUUGUACUUUUUAUUGGAGGAGAAAACUAGGAACACAAAAUAAAAAAGUGCACUGCACACACUCUGAAGAAAAUACAUGAUGCAGUUUGGUUGUGCUAUUGCUGUUUAUUGCAGGAGAAGAUUUGG
Molecule: messenger RNA, 1478 nt
Organism: Triticum urartu
Lineage: Eukaryota; Viridiplantae; Streptophyta; Magnoliopsida; Poales; Poaceae
Source: RefSeq, a predicted model, not a curated record